UCAGUGAGGUACCACCGGUUACACGCCACUCGUCCUUCAACUUCACUGUUUUCUUCUUCCUCCUCCUCCUGCUCUAGUUCUUGUCUGUUAGUUCUUUAUUUUUUUCCCUUCGAAAACCAAACAAAGAUUUCCCUAACCAACCAAAAUCAGCCAUCCACCUGCCUUGUAUCACAAACAAACCAUAUCUAUUAUACGUCUCAUUAUUAUUUAUGUAUUUAAUUUUUAGAAAGAAAAAAGGGGGGAAUUUUUAGAACAAAUCAGUAAAAAAAAAAAAAAAACCUAAUAGAAAAGAAGAUGAAAAGUAUUCAAUUCUGAAUGGAAACCCAAUUCUCUUUACCCAGAUCAACCACUUACGCCUCUUUCCGGAUCAACCGCUUCUCUCUCUUCUCAGGAGGCUGAUUGAUUGAUUUUCCUUCUCUUUUUUUUUGUAAAAUAAAAAUAAAAAAAUAAAAAACCUGACUUUACAUUUACAAAUAGAGAGAAGGGGUGCGGAUGGAGGAGAGUUCGAGGACGGCGGCGGAUGGUAACAUAGGUCCGAUUGUUUGGGUGCGGAGAAGAAACGGGUCGUGGUGGCCUGGUCAGAUAAUGGAGGCGGAUGAACUGGCAGAGUAUAAUCUAACAUCGCCGCGAACAGGGACUCCGGUCAAACUCCUUGGAAGGGAUGAUGCUAGCGUGGACUGGUACAAUUUAGAAAAGUCGAAGCGUGUGAAGGCAUUUCGGUGUGCUGAAUUUUCUGAUUGUAUUGAAAGGGCUGAAUCUGCCCUGGGCAUGCCAAUCAAGAAAAGAGAGAAAUAUGCACGUCGAGAAGAUGCAAUUCUACAUGCCCUUGAGCUUGAAAAGCAACUCUUGAGAAAGCAAGGAGCAUCAGGUGUUGCUUCUGAUUGCCCAAGAAGUAAAUCAUCUGGGUCUGUGAAGACCGAGCUGGGUGCAUUUUCAGAAGGCUCAAUAAAUUAUAGUGGAAAACCCGAGGAUGUUAAAUUGAACCAAACUUUGAGAGGAGUUGAUAUAGAGAUUCCAGGCAGCCCGCUAAUUCCACUGAAAGCCAAGGAUGGAGAUCAGUCAGUCUCGGAAUUUCAUAGUGAGGCAAUGCUGCGGAUGAGAGGUUCGCAAGACUUAGGGCGUAGGACUGCCUUAAAGAGAAAAUUUUCACCCUCUGUUGAUUUAGAUGGUUCUUGGAGAAGACCUGUAGCAGACAACAAAUAUGAAGAUCCUCCUGACACUUUCCCUCAUGUGGAAAUAACCCCUCAUGCAAAUGGAGUGGAGAAGAUGGGAGCUAUUUUCCGGGCAAAGAGGACUAGAUGUGUUUACUUGCCAGCUGAUUCUAGUGAUUCUAUGGAUGAUAAGGACAUUCCUCCAAACCAGAAUAAGUUCUUUCCUUCUGGUUUUGAAGCUGAGUUGCAUUCCCAUCCUGGUUCUUCAAAUGAAGAAGACUCUUCAUCUGGAUUUAUGGAAGAUGUUGAAUCUGAUUUGUCUGGAUCUAAUUCAUCUGAAUCCGAGUCUGAUUCUUCUCAGACUGAACCAGAUGUGGACAAAGAAAUGGUUAUUUUUUCAGAUGUUGCUUUCCCUAUAGAAGCUGAGCAGGAUGCUCUGGGACAGCCUGAAGCAACAUUAGAACAUGCUAGUACAAGCAGCGAGGAGUCUGAUGGAUUGAUAUCUUCUGAUGACAUGGAUGACCUUUACCAUGAUGAACAUUUUCUUGCACAUGAAGCAGUGUCCAAAUGGAAAUUGAAGGGGAAAAGGAACAUUCGAUAUCUUACACAGAAGCCUGUCAAUAUGGAAUAUGGAAAAGGUUUCAAUGGAGCUUCUCAUGGAACCUUCCAUGGGAUGAAAGGAAGUAUCUCAAGCCAAAGGGCAUUUGGUGCCCAUGAUGCCAAUUUGGGCAGAAAAUAUUUUGGGUCCAAAAUGUAUCGUCUUGGUAAUAGAGGUUGCUCUUUUCCAUCAAGGUUCGUGUCCAGAGAUCGAAAUAAUACUGGUCGUAAUAUGAUAAAAUGGCAAGGCAUGGGUUUGGAGGAUCAACAUACUUUCAGGAGACAUUGGGAAGACAUGGCGGAGCAUUCCAAUCCAAUAUUUGUUGGCCAGCACCAUUUUGGGGGAAGGGCAAGAUCUUUGUUAGUAGAUGUGGAUUUGAAGGUCCAAUCAAGCUACCAAAAAGAUCGUGUACCUAUUGUUUCUCUCAUCAGCAAGUUUGAUGGGAAGGCAAUAAUAGGACAUCCGAUACCAAUUGAAGCUGUGGAAGAUGGUUCAUCCGAAACUCAGUUUCCUUUAAAUGAUCAGUUUCCUUUAAAUGAUUAUUAUAGCAACGAAGCAGUUGACCAAGACGAAACUACAUCACUUCAACCAGCAUGGCGGACUGCAAGAAGGACCAAUUCUAGGGUACCACGCCCCCAUUUAUUAUCAUUGUCGGGCUUCGAUGCUGCUGCUGAGGAUAUUCAAUUUAUGGAUCAAGAAAAAAGAGUUCCAUUUAGGAAAUCAAGUGGGGGCAGUUUCAGUUACAAGGCAAACCUGGCACGGAAGAGCCUACCUCAUGUUCCCCAGCCUUCGGCACAAAAGAAGUUCCCUACAAAGAUGCCAAAGAAAGUAAGCUUACCAUCUAAUCAAAAAACAAGAACCCUGUCAUCAAUUGGUAUUAAGCAGAUUUUUGUUAGGAAUCCUGUACAAGAUACGGGUAAUGGUAAAAUGGAUGGGCUAAUCAAACCUGAGACAUCUGGGCCAACUACAGUUGCAUGCAUACCUGUGAAGUUAGCAUUCAGUAGGUUGCUUGAGAAGAUCAAUAGGCCACCGUCAACCACAGCUACUAAGACGGUGGUCUGGAACAGGGAUGGGGAUAGGGAACCUUCAUAGAUAACAUGUACGUUGUUAUAUUGGCACGCUAAUACUGUCCAGGCAACAAUUGCUAAAUUGCUCUUUCUGACUACCAUAUCUGCACCAAAAAAACUGAAUACAUUGUCAAAUUCGCAAUGUGAGGAUCACGUGUCUUGAAUUAGAUGGUGUGGUUUUCAAGAAAAACAUUUAUUUGCAGUGUUGCUAUUUUGGUGUUGUUCGUGGCACCGUAUCCUGGGGGUGCCCCUGGUAUUCAACCACCGGAGCUUUCACUAGGCACAAAAGAAGAAAGAUUAGAAAUUUAUUGCAGAUGGUAGAAGCUAGCUUGGAAUUCAGAUAGAUGUGUAUAUUUUAUUCUAUAUAAAGCUUAUGCUUUUUCAGGUUUUUA
Messenger RNA from Populus nigra (black poplar), 3208 nucleotides. RefSeq lists its product as uncharacterized. The transcript has 4 exons. Bases 493 to 2841 code for a protein of 782 amino acids. NCBI's taxonomy places the organism in Eukaryota, Viridiplantae, Streptophyta, Magnoliopsida, Malpighiales, Salicaceae. The record is from RefSeq and is a predicted model, not a curated record.